Messenger RNA from Opisthorchis viverrini, 853 nucleotides. RefSeq lists its product as hypothetical. The transcript has 4 exons. NCBI's taxonomy places the organism in Eukaryota, Metazoa, Platyhelminthes, Trematoda, Opisthorchiida, Opisthorchiidae. The annotation marks the transcript as partial. The record is from RefSeq and is a predicted model, not a curated record.
UACCGGACGUCCGGUCCCGGCAAUGAGUCAGAGGAUCUGGACAAAGGCUGCGCGAGCUUGGCUAACUUCGUCGCCGAAUGUGAGCUUUUGGAAGCCCGUCGAGUGGAUCUUCUCAGUAGUGAACGCCUGUUGGAUCUUCCAAUCUCCACAUACCCGGAGUUGAAAGAAAUGCAUGGGGAACUGCAAAAGCUAAAACCAAUUUAUGACCUGUAUACGGAACAAAAGAGUGCCCGGCAAGACUGGGCUUGUAUACUGUGGAAGGAUGCGAAACUCGGAGACCUUGUGUCAAGCACUCGUGAAUUUAUCAACCGCUUCCGUCAACGUCCAAGACGAAUGCGUGCGCUUCCCGCCGCCAGAAUGCUCAAUACUAUUUUGAAAAACUUCUUGGAGUCGCUGCUGCUAAUACAAAACCUGAAGGAUGAUGCGAUGCGAGACAGACACUGGAAACAAUUGAUGGAGAAGACCGGUAUCAGUUUUGAUAUGGAUCCUCAAACGUUCACUCUCGAGGGGGUAUUUGCAAUGCAACUUCACCAAUUCGCUGAUGUGAUUUCAAUGGUUGUGAGCAAUGCUCAGCGCGAGGUGGUCAUUGAAAAGAACUUGGAGGACAUCAAGAAUAUAUGGCUAGAAAUGCGUUUUUCCAUAUCACCGUAUACGAAAUGCAACAAAGAACCCUGCUUCAUCCUGGCCUCUGUCGAAGAACCCUCACAAAUUAUGGAGGAUCACAUGAUGAGUUUACAGUCCAUCGGGGCCAGUCGUCAUGCCACACCAUUUUUGGCCAUCGUGAGACAAUGGGAACGGGACUUGACGAUUGUGAGCGAUACACUGGAUGUGAGUCAUACGUCCUUUAUUGGCC